GAUUAGUUGCAAUAGACAGGUUACAUGUAGAAUGAUGAUUAGUUACAUUAGACUGGUUACAUGUAGAAUAAUGAUUAGUUAUAAUGAUAGACAGGUUACAUGUAGAAUAGUGAUUAGUUACAUUAGAUUGGUUACAUGUAAAAUGGUGAUUAGUUACAUUAGACAAUGUUACAUGUACAGUAAUGAUUUGUUACAUGUACAAUAAUGAUUAGUUAUAAUAGACAGGUUACAUAUAGAAUGAUGAUUAGUUGUAACAGACGGGUUACAUGUAGAAUGAUGAUUAGUUGUAAUAGACAAGUUAUAUGUAGAAUGAUUAUUAGUUGUAAUAGACAAGUUACAUGUAAAAUGAUGAUUAGUUGUAAUAGACUGGUUACAUGUAGAAUGAUAAUUAGUUACAUUAGACUGGUUACAUGUAGAAUAAUGAUUAGUUAUAAUGAUAGACAGGUUACAUGUAGAAUAGUGAUUAGUUACAUUAGAUUGGUUACAUGUAGAAUGAUGGUCAGUUACAUUAGAUUGGUUACAUGUAGAAUGAUGAUUAGUUACAUUAGAUUGGUUACAUGUAGAAUAAUGAUUAGUUAUAAUAGAUUGGUUACAUGUAGAAUGAUGAUUAGUUACAUUAGAUUGGUUACAUGUAGAAUAAUGAUUAGUUAUAAUAGAUUGGUUACAUGUAGAAUGAUGAUUAGUUAUAUUAGAGAGGUUACAAAUAACUGGUCUUCAUUGAACAUAGCCAGUGAAAAUAUUUUAUGAGCCACAUUAAAAUGUACUGUAAAUUAUAUUGAUGUUCAUCCUAAUCAUUAUAAACUGACACAAUAUCAUCAUAGUUUAAUGUAAAUUAAUUAUUUACAGUCAUGGAUCUUUAAUAAUCUACUGAUUUUCAACUGUGAGAUAAUGUAUAUAGUUAAGUAUGUGUACAAUACCUUUUUUUAGAUAUAUUUUUUGAUUUUUUAAACAUUUAUAUUUCUGAAUGCCGAGUUGGACUUUAUUGAAUAUAAGUGUAUACUUAUCUAAUGACUGCAUUAAGUCAUUUGCAAUAUUACAACUAUAUUUUGUGGGAGGUAUUUGCAGGUAUGUUAAACAGUGGCUUUGUGCAAGAGAAAUUACAGGGACCACCGUUAGCUGUUCAAGUCCAUGACAGAGAUUUUAAACACUCUGAAAAUGCUGUGCUUAAUCAAAAGGAAAUUCCUUGUCCUAGAACCUUAGAGUUUGAAUAUAUAAACCAGUUUGAAAGAAACUGUCUAGUAACAAAAUGGAAAGCCAGUUCUGUAGACCAAUCAAAGAAGAAGAUUUCAUAUCCACAUGGUGUAGCACAGUGUGACAUGUCAGGCUUUCUUCAUGGCCAAACGCUGAUCCAUAUCUCUGUUCCUGUUAGAAACACCCCACAGGAGUCAGCAGCAUAUCAUUCACCCAAAUAUAAUGUAGACUGUAUACACCUUCCUCGUCCAGGUCACUAUAACAUGUGUCAGUCACAGUUAAAGGUCACAGCUCGAAUAGCCCAACCACUGGAAACUAAAGUUGGGCUAGAGAGUUGUCCAUUUGGCAGGAUAGUGUACACAGUUAGAAGAAACAAAAGUGACCAUUUGAAGCAGCUGUUAAAACUUGUAACAGAUAUUAAUUCUAAGUCUUUACAUUUAGAGAAACAUCUUCUCCCACAUCACAGAAUCUUCUUCACAACGCAGUAUUUGGCAAGCUUCAGUGAUCCAUAUGAAGACUUUAUAAGUGGAUUCCAUGUUUGGGAUGGUGAGGAACACCUAAUUGUUCUGGAGGGCCUUCGUUCUGGAGCGAUAGACAACUUAUGGCAGAGUCUUGUUUACACUUGUGGAGUGAAAGUUCAGUAUAACUCGGAUAUGGGAUUUAGUGAAAGACUGUACAGAUUGCUCUACCACAUUCAUUUGUACCAACCACUGACUAUCAUUCUCAAGGAAUCUCAGCUGUACAUACAACACUGUUGUCUGCAAGGACUUUUACAACUAAAACAGCUCAGAGAAUCUAGGACUUUAAGAGAAGUUAUUCGUUGCCAGCUUCUGCCUUUGACUAAUGUGCUGGAAGAUGUGAACAAUGAAUUUGGCUUACCUGUUACAAUAUGGGAUAUUCAAGAGCUUCAUGAGCAUGGAAUGAUCUCACCAACCACUACAACAAGUAGACCUAAUGCUAUGGUUUCCCCAUCUGGUGAACGUGAUGGUUAUUAACUGCACAGGUCACUGAUAGAUAAAGUUUCCAAUUGUUUUCAAAUCGUCUACGGAAGAUUUUAAGUAUCAUUAAAAUAUAUAUACCAAAAUGAUAACCAUUGUUAGAAAGAAACCAAACUGUACGAAGCACA
Molecule: messenger RNA, 2317 nt
Organism: Limulus polyphemus (Atlantic horseshoe crab)
Lineage: Eukaryota; Metazoa; Arthropoda; Merostomata; Xiphosura; Limulidae
Exons: 9
Coding region: 1008-2186 (392 amino acids)
Source: RefSeq, a predicted model, not a curated record